Molecule: messenger RNA, 12560 nt
Organism: Scatophagus argus
Lineage: Eukaryota; Metazoa; Chordata; Actinopteri; Scatophagidae
Product: rho guanine nucleotide exchange factor 17-like
Exons: 24
Coding region: 405-8624 (2739 amino acids)
Biological process (GO): actin cytoskeleton organization
Molecular function (GO): guanyl-nucleotide exchange factor activity; protein binding
Source: RefSeq, a predicted model, not a curated record
CCACCCCCUCUGCACUAUCUCAGACAUUAACAUGCAAAAAACAACAUAAGUCACGGAAAACCAAAUCAUGCCAAAAUAAGGAAUCGACAAACAGUUUGGGAAUAAACAAGGGAUGAUGCAUCGGGCCCGUACAGGCGUGCUAACCUGGCGAUGUACAGAGGUUUAGAAAUGGUAGGGGGAUAACAAUGGAAAAGUUGUGUUUGUGAACAGGUUGGGAAAGUUUUGGCCAAAAAAAAAAUAGCGCUUUUCCUCCUUGCACGGAUGCGGUUUCAGGAGUCGACAACAUGCUGCGGGAGAGGAGGAGGGGGGGAGAGAAUGGACCACAACCCCAAAAGGUGCUUGGAUCAGUAAUAUCCGUGGAGUUAAAAUGUCUGUGUGAAAUCUAACAAAGAAAGACAUGAACAAUGGCAGAAAGCGAGGGGAAGAAUGCGACUGUGUAUCGCAGCGUCUCUUUCAAAAAGUUGGGGUCGUGGAGCGCCAACAGGAGUGAAGACCAACAACACAAAUCAGUGGAUUUGGAGGCGUCUGGCGUCGCCCUUCCCCCGGAGCCCAGCAGAGCAGAACAAGCCUUAGCGACUCGUAAUGUCAGUGUGUCAAGAAAAGUUUCCAAAAUCUCUGCCACCACCGCCAGCCUCCCGACCGCAGAUUCAAAGAGAGGCUCCUCCACUCCUCUCUCCUCUAUUUCCCCAUCCAUCCGCCAGCUCACUGAGAAGUUCAGCAGCAGUGCCUCCGCCGGGACGCACAGAGCUUCACCGGGAGACGGUGCAGCACUGACGCGGGGGAGCAGCACUCUUCCCCGGGCCAGGUGCUCCAGGAGAGACGGGUCUCUGUCUCGCAAAUCUUUUCACGAGGAUAACGGUGCGGGCUAUUUCCAGGACAGUGACUGUACUACUGCAGAGUAUCUCAGAGACAAUAAACUGCAAAAGUUUCACUCUGGCACUGACUCUGUGUCAGGCUCGGACACGGAGAAAAAAACUGUGAAGCGGAUUUUUACACGUUUAUCGACCGACAGCAGCAGCACCUCUGGUAAGAGAGAUUAUUCACACAUCAAUGCAUGUCUCUCUGAUCCCAGAAAGACUUUGAAUACGGGUGAGGAAGAGGAUGUUACUAGUAGAGGGGUUCCUCCACCCUGUAAAGCUCAUAAAACUUUUCUGUCUACACACCACGGCGAGUUUAUUCCCCUGCACUCUGACAAGUGGCCCAGUGUCACCAAAAUUAGACAAAUUUUUGAUGAGAGACAAAGCAAAGCUACGCACAAGACUGAAACUAGUGAGGAUUUAAAAGCAGCUGGCAGGAGCCACCUGCAUGAACUCAGCCUCAGUGAUAGUGCUCCUUUCUCAGAUAGGAGCGACCAAUUCUCACCUUGCAGCUCUGCUAAUGAAGCCAGUAGCAUUUCUUUGCAUGACAAAUGCAUAGUGGGAGCACAAAGCAAAGAAAGCAGUGCUGCUAAAGAGACAUUUUCUUACGGUAUGGACUUUUAUUCCAAAGCUGACCUCCAGCUUUACUCAAAUGAUGAGGAGGCAGACAUAGAGACGCGAAGUUCUAGUAACAACAAAGUUUCUGGCACAAACACUUUUGAAAGCAAGCGCAGUAGCAGUCGCAGUUGCACUGGGGGUAGUCACUACCAUAGGAUUAACCCAUCUCCAUACAGAUCUCAUGGUCCUAGCGCUGUGGCAGCGACUACCCGUAAGACCCCUAGGACGACAGGGUUGACAUCUGACCCCAGCUCUGACCUUCAACCCCCUUCAAUUACGUCUUGGAGUCGGUUGGAGAGCUCAGACACCUCCUUCCGCUUCUCCUCUCUUCAGCAGCCGACAGUGAGGGAGAGAAGGGAUAGACAGGGGGUCGGGCUGCCCAGGGAUAGUUUACAUUCCUCACAUAGCUCUUCUAGAGCACCAGCCCCCACCUCCUCCCCCUCCUCCUCUGCUCCAGCUCCAGAUAAAGCCAUUACCUCCUCCUCUACUGUAGCUCCCCCGACUGAACUCAGAGUCCCAGUAAGAGUCGCCUCUCCCCUCAGUUCCCGCUGGAGGUUUAGCUCUGGAGACGAAGAGGAGGAGCAUACCAGGCGAAGAAGAGGAGGUGGUUGCAGUGUUUCUUCCGGCCCUACUUCUUCCAUCUCCUACAGAGCAGGAGAAAGGGGCACCGCAGAGCAAGGAGGCAACUAUUUAUCCCGCAGUAAAAAUGGCUGGUGGGGUGCUAAGGGCAUUGGCAGGUCUUCAGGCAGUGAGGAGGACAGUCCUGGUUCUUUAGGCUCCCACAGCCGAGAGGCAGUGCGCCGCCGCUCACUGAGAAAGAAGAAGAAAGCCAGUGGACCUGCUAUAGCAACUGGCCGUGAUGAUUAUGAUGAUCAUGAUGGCGAAUCAGAAGACAGCGACAGUGACACCGCCUUGACAAUGGAACACUUAGAGAGGCAGCGUCAGCAAAACACAGGAGGAGAAUUUGGGGGAAUGAAAUCUCGUAGCCACUCGGCAAGAGAACCCAGCAUUCACAGUAACAGAGCCAGGGUGCAGCAAUGGGAGCGCAUUACCUCACCUGUGACGUCCACAACACUUCCUGGUGUAUCACGAGUGUCAAAGAUCAAUAUCCCCCCAUUUGUUUCUAGUCCUGGUGGUUCGCGUUGCAGCAGUCGAUACUCCAGUACUGAGACACUGAAGGAGGAGGACCAGACUAGUUGUGCCAAACGCGCAGCAAAUAGCAGAGCAGCAUCCUCGUCCAUGCUGAGCAAAACUUACCAUGGAAAUUUCACCAUGUAUCGCUCCCCAAGCUUUGGCCAUGGGGAUAACUUCUCCCGUACUCCUUUGCGGGUGCGCCCCAAGAUUGUACCUACAGUCAACCCCUUACCUAGUGUACUUGCCAGAGAAGGUGGGGUAUCUGCAGGGGUUAAGGGUGGUGAGACAAUGGCAAAAAGGUCAACGGGUGAGGUAGAGGAUAAUGAUAAAAACCGAAUAUCCAUGUCCAAUCCUGAUAUCACAUCAGAAACAAUGUCACUCUUAAGUUUUCUGAAGUCUGACCUGUCAGAGCUCAAGGUGCGGAAAAGGGGUGGAGACAAAUCAGGGGUUGUGGAGGGGUCAUCAGUAUACAGGAUGGGCUCACGGACGCAUGGUGGGACCCUUCUACCUUCUGGUCGUCGCCCAUCACUAAAAGAUCUGACCGCCACCUUGCGGCGUGCAAAGUCCUUUACUUAUUCUGACAAACCCACAGCAGCCGUGAGGUGUUACUUGACAGGUGGCACCACAAAGAGGAGCUCCUCCGAGCAGCAGCUUGACUUAGAAGGAGAGAGGGAUGGAGGGAGGGUGUGUGUGUCAGAUAGGGAAAUAGAAAGUGAUGGGGGUGAUUUUAGGGUUGGGAGAGGAAGAAGAAUGAGGGAUUAUGGAUUUGAUGAUGAUGACGAUGAUGAAGAAGUGAUGCUUCCGUUGCAUGAGAGGUAUGUGCAGGAAGCCAGGCAGGUCAUUCGGGAUAUCUGUCAGAUGAGUACAAGGGAAGAUGAUGAUAUAGAUGCAAGGAGAAUUGACAAUGAUUUGGAUGAUGGAUGUUUCCAUGACAAGAAAACAAAUGAGGAGAAAGCAGGAGUGAGCAUUAAAGAUGAGACAAGGAUAGAUCAAGAGGCUGAGUUUAAGAACACAAAAGACAGGGAUAAACAUGAGAGGGAGAGAGAGAACAGGGAGAGGGAGAGGAGUGAGAGGGAUGGACAAAGUAUGCAGUUGGAGAAGCUAAACAGCAGGGGCAUAGAGUACAGGGAGAAGACAAAGAGACAGAGCAGAGAGACAGAGAGAGCCUUACUGAAGGGCGACUCGGAGGAAAGCAUGUUUUACGACCGGUCUGUGGAUGAACUUUCAGGCCACGAGUCUAGUUUAACAGAUGAAGGAAUUGUAACAGAGCCAGAGAUGGGCCCCAGUGACCCUUCUGAGAGGACAUUCCUGGGGUCGGCAGGGGUUAAUUUAGGUCCACUAAUCGCUAGGGAUGUACUAGGGCAGCCUGUCACCAUAUGGAAUCAAUCUGGUCUCCAUGAAGCGGAAGGGUUUAAGCAGGAGAGAGAAGAGAUGACGGAGAACAAUGUGAGUUGUGCAAAUCGUCUGAAUGAAGUCAGCGUACCUUCCUCCUUGCUGCCGCCCGCUCGUAUGGGUGAGAGCGACAGUAUCGUCAUGGAGAUGAGCAGCACCACUGUUACCAACAACGUCUGCACUACCAGUGAGGAGAUCUCCACCAACAGUGCUGUGUCACAGAGAUCAGUAGGCACAGCAGGGGAAGGAGGAGGACUUGAAGCCCCUGCAACCCCAAGUGCGAUUCGUCGAAGGCGCAAGUUCUCUCCAUCUGGUAGUAACAACACAGGCUCUGAUUUCAGUAAUGGCAGUAAUGCAGAGUCAACAAUAGCAGCUGUUGGAAAUGGGGAGUCCACAGUCUACCGUUCUCUCAGUGACCCCAUGCCUCAGCGAUGCUGUUCCAUAGCAGAGGAAGGGAAUAACAAUUUUUCCUCUGUAGACAGCAAUUUGUUAGGAUCUCUAUCAGUCAAAGGCGGAGGUGGGGCUUCUCCAGAGGCUUCUUCUGUGGCCACCUUGUCAGAAUACAAGGGCAGUGUGGCCAGUGACUUGUCAGUAUUCAGUGAUGGUGGGCUUCGUGAUGAUGCCAUUCACGAUUACAGUGGGGUGAUCAGGAGCAUCGUAGCUGAGCCAGGUGCAAUGGACAGACUGAUGACAGAUGACCAUGGAAACGGCAAAGCUCCCAAGAAGAAAUCAUUCAGUGACCCCAGUCGCCGUAGCGAUGCCCCUUUACUUUCCCAAAAUGAUCCUCAGUUUAAAGGUCAGACUGGCUGCACUCAGCCAAUCAAUGAACUGGAUCAACCUGUCCAGAUUCCACCUUCUAGUAGUGAGCCAAUCCUGAGUGAGCAGAGAGAGAAACUGUGGGAGCCAGAAGUUAAGCCUAAACAUGCAAUGCCGACACAGCCACUUCAGCAUGCAAACAGCAGUAAUAAAGCCAAGAAGGCCCGUUCCCAGUCAGAAAGCACCCCUCACUCUGAUCAUCAUGAUGAAGACGAUGAUGUAAUAGACCAAGGUGGAGAAGAGAACGAGCUGCAGAAGUUUAACUUUGACCUCAAGCUGGCUGGAGUUCUGUCCCCGAGGAUGAUUCGUCGGCCCUGCAGAAAGCGUCCAAACAGGCUGGCUCAGUUCUUCCCACAUGAGGACCCAUUUGAGCCCCCAGAACAUAAUUCAGAGCUGCAGGAAGAUCACAGAGACCAAGCCGACCUCACCCCCCCUCUCCCCCCUCCCUCACUACAAUCCAAACCAAAAACCAGACCGAAGCAUGUCCGCCAUGCCAGUGAACCAGCCACCUUUAUCCCCAUCUCCACACCUCCACACCUCCAGCCACUGAAGGAAGCAGACUGCCUCACCAUCCGACCCACUGCAGAGCCUCCAACCUUAAGCAAGCUUCCAGGAGAUGAAGCCCCAUCUCUGGAGGAUGUGACACAGAAAUAUAUUCUGGAUCCGCGCUCUGCUGAGAGAGAUGCUGAGGGCCCAGGCCCUCUUCCAGUGGCCAGGGAUGGAGCUUCAUUGUCAGCUUCAGAGGGACCCAGCGAGACCAGCACCAGUGGAAUAACAGAAGUUGGAUCACAGAAGAAGAGCACAGAGGACACUGUGUCCAUGGCUGCCCCGCAGAACACCAAGCCCAGAGUGGACAUGAGGAAACAUGUGAUGAUGACCCUGUUGGACACAGAGCAGUCAUAUGUGGAGUCACUGCGCACUCUCAUUCAGGGUUACAUGCGACCUCUCAAACAGCCAGACGGCGGCUCCAUUGUGGACCCUCUGCUGGUGGACGAGAUGUUUUACCAGAUCCCGGAGAUCCUGGAGCACCACGAGCUCUUCCUGGAGCAAGUCGCCAGCUGCGUGAGCCAGUGGCACGAUAGGCAGACCGUUGGACACAUUCUCAUCCAAUCAUUCUCCAAAGAGAUGCUUGCUAAUAUGUAUUCAGCGUACAUUGACAACUUUCUCAAUGCCAAAGACGCUGUGAGGAUUGCCAAGGAGGCGAAGCCAGCAUUUCACAAGUUUCUCGAGCAAAACAUGCGUGAGAACAAGGAGAAGCAGGGUCUUGGUGAUCUCAUGAUUAAACCGGUUCAGAGGAUUCCUCGAUACGAGCUGCUGGUUAAGGACCUGCUCAAGCACACCCCAGAGGAUCACCCAGACCACUCAUACUUGCUGGAUGCCCAGAGGGACAUCAAGCGAUUGGCCGAGAAGAUCAAUAAGGGCCGUCGCUCGGCUGAGGAGGCAGAGAGGGAGGCGAGGGUCAUCCAGGAGAUUGAGGCCCACAUAGAAGGAAUUGAACAUAUUCUGAACCCUCAGAGGAAGUUCUUAAGACAGGAAAUGGUCAUGGAGGCGAAGACUGUGGGCGGGAAGAAGGAUCGUUCUCUCUUCCUCUUCAGUGAUCUGAUCAUCUGCACCACUCUGAAGAGGAAGUCUGGGUCGUUAAGACGCAGCUCCAUGAGCCUAUAUUCUGCUGCGAGCGUGAUCGACACCUCCAGUAAAUACAAGUUCCUGUGGAAGCUUCCCCUGGAGGAUGUGGAGGUGGUGAAAAGCUCCACCCAGGCAGCAAACAAGGAGAGCAUUCAGAAGAUGAUUAGUCGAUUAGACGAGGAUCUCAGCACUCUUGGUCAGAUCAGCAAACUGUCUGAAACCCUCAGCUUCCCGCACCAGUCCCUCGACGAGGUAAUAAAGGACCUGAUGGCGUCGGUGCACCGCGAGCUGUCGGAGAAGCAGUCUCUGGCCUUCAGCAUGACCUUCCUGCCCACAAAGCUGGAGUUUACCACAGCCUCCGCUGAGAGCAGCUUCGUCUUCGAGUUCACCUCGCCUGACGCUCGUUCCAACUUUGAACAGGCCUUUGAAGAAGCCAAGAAGAAGCUUGCAAUGAACAAGGACCAGUGGGACCCAGAGUUUCUGAAGGCCAUCCCUAUAAUGAAGACGCGCAGUGGAAUGCAGUUUUCGUGUGCCUCUCCGAGCCACAGCUGUCCCGACAGCGGCUGUGAGGUGUGGGUGUGUAACAGCGAUGGAUACGUAGGACAGGUGUGUCUGUUGAACAUCAAGGAUGAGCCCACAGUGGAGGCUUGCAUCGCCGUGUGCUCAGCGAGGAUCAUAUGCAUCGCUGCGGUGCCAGGACUCAAGGGAAGGGAGCGUGGAUCAGAGCCCACCAUAGCCCCUGCCUCUGGAGCACAUGGUCACACCCAGCAGCAACUCCACAUAUCGAUCUCUCAUUCAUCUCUGGAGCUGACAGAGCAACCUCCAGGACCAGGUGCUGAGCUUGUUCCCUUUGACAGUGAUGACACAGAUGACGAGGAUUCGCCCAGCCCUUCCUCCACUCUGCAGAGUCAGGCCAGUCACUCCACCAUAUCAUCCAGCUACGGCAAUGAUGAGUGUCCAGGCUCCAAGGACAUGGCUACGGAGACCACCAGCAGUGAGGAAGAGCAGGAGUUCUCAGUGGCAAGCUCUUACGGAGCCCCGGGGAUGUUGGGAGUAGGCGGAGGAGGUCGUACCCAAACAGAGAGCCCCAUGGACGGCCGCGCCAUGCGCCGCUCCUCCCGGGGCUCUUUCACCAGGGCGAGCCUGGAGGACUUGCUCAGCAUCGACCCGGAGGCCUACCAGAGCUCUGUAUGGCUGGGCACUGAGGACGGAUGCAUCCACGUGUACCAGUCAUCAGACAACAUCCGAAACCGGAAAAACAGCAUGAAGAUGCAGCACUCAGCUUCCAUCCUCUGUAUACUGUAUUUGGACAACAAAGUGUUUGUGUCUUUGGCCAAUGGGGAGGUGAUUGUCUAUCAGAGAGAAGCAGGUAGUUUCUGGGACCCUCAGUCUUCCCAGACGUUGGUCCUGGGCACACCCAGUAGCCCUGUCACCAAGAUGGUUCCUGUGGGAGGAAAGCUGUGGUGUGGCUCACAGAACAGAGUCCUUAUUAUCAACACAACUACACUGGUACAAGAACACUGCUUCCAGGUGGGCACAGACAGCAGUCGGUGCGUGACUUGCAUGGUGGCGUACGGUCAGGGUGUGUGGUUGGCUUUGCAGGGCAGCGCGCACGUCAGACUGUACCACGCUCAGAGCUGGGUGAGCCUCACAGAGGUGGACGUGGCGCCUGCUGUGCAUAAGAUGCUGGCAGGUGCAGAUGCGAUCAUCAGACAGCACAAGGCCGCCUGUCUGAGAAUCACAGCAUUGUUGGCCUGUAAGGAUCUGCUGUGGAUUGGCACCAGUGCAGGGGUGGUCCUUACGCUGACGAUCCCAGCAGUGAGUUCAGGAACUGGGGCUGGGACACUGAAAUCUCCUCUGGCGCCCAUGGGCUCGGCUCACGGCCACACGGGCCACGUUCGGUUCCUGACAUCGAUUGAACUGCCGGAAGGAUUUGACAUGAACUUCCCUCCUACAACGAUGGACUCCACAGGCAACCAGUCCCAGAGCAGCAGCACAGUCGACGGGAACCUCCAAAGAUGUGACUCAGCGCGCCGCAGAGCAUCUGCCCACAUCCCUCCAAAAACCAACCACUUAGUAAUUUCCGGUGGUGAUGGCUACGAGGAUUUCAGACUGACCAAUAGCAGUGAAACGGUCGGACGAGAUGACAGUACCAACCAUCUUUUGCUGUGGAGGGUCUGAGACAAUUGACCCCAGUUUCAACAGUCCGCCCCAAGCUCCCUCUAGCUGAGAACGGCGCACAAGCCCCCCCCCCAGCGGACUCCUCACUUUUUGGUGUUGUUGUUUUUGGUCUUCUGCUCAGUCCACCAGUCUCUGUGUGCAUAAUAUGGCUGUCCAUUCCCUACUGGACGUAAUACUGAAUAUGAUCACUUCAAACCCAGUUUCUCUGUGUUAAUGUUUCUGAUGGUGUGCAUUGUUCCUCACUGAGAGGCGUCUGUGUGUGUGUAUCUUUCCGUAGAAAAGUGUCUUUGAACUCGAGUCUUUACUGAAGGAGACAGAUGGAGACAAAGAAGGGAAGAAUGACAUAAGUGAAGAAAGGACUUGGACUCUGCAGAAUGUCAUUGUCAUUGCAAAGGAAGACAUUUAGGUGAAGCAUGUACCUGUCCUUUGACCUUUUUGCUGUCUUUUUGUGGACUUGGACAUCAACCCUUUACUCCAUCAUCACAACAUCUUAGCCUGAACUACAGACAAAAUGCCUCCUGGUGAUUAGAGGUAAAUGUCAUGUAUAAAUAUAGAAAUAUCUGAGUGGAAAGAAAACCAUGACGGUAGUUCAACGGAUAUUCUGCAGGCACAUCUCAAGCUUAGCAGAGGAGUUCAGCUGAACCCUCUAGAGGAAGUAUUUAGCUCCUGAAAUCUGUUUGGCCAGUUCUGAACAGCACCCCCUAAUGGCAAAUCUAAGAUCAGAUAUUUCAGGUCAUUCUAUAGCUGGUGGACAUGAGACUGCCAAAAUCAUCUUUUCUUCUGUAGAGGAAUGUAUUAGAGCAUCACUGAAGUGCAAUAUGUGGCAAAGAUACAUGUAAACAUAUGCACACCAUCACAUUAAUGCACAACCUUCACCCACUGAAGCUUUGCUGCCAGAUUAAGAUGACAAGAAAGUAACUGGCGCCCCCUGCUGGAGUUCUAUAGAAAGAAAAUGCAGUGGAGACACUCCUGAACAGGACUAUGCCAAAUCCUUGUGUGUGUUUUGACAUUAAGGGAUCUGAAGAGAUUUCUUUUGCCUUGAAAUUUCACUUUGUUUAGUGGAAAUCAGGAGUCGAUGUUGGUGAUUUCUGUAGCAGAGAUGCUAGGUUAUGGUAGCAGAUAAUGAUAGUUAUGUACAGUAUUUAUGGUUUUGAUUUUUAGCGCCUUCUUUUACAGCACUUAAGUUAUAGAAGAUGUAGCUUUCACAUUUUCUUUUUGAAUUGAAGAACAAGGAGACUCCUGGCUUAAUUAUCAGCAUACAUACAAUGGGCAUAGAUGGGUUCAGGCACACAAACGUAAACAGUUUAAGUCUAACAAUACAGUCCACUCAUACAUCGUACAGGGUUCAUGUUUUGGACUUGUGUGACUCCAUAAAUGCGGAAAUCAUUUAGUAUUUCAGUUGUUUUUCGACUUAUUUUGUGACAAGAAAUGAGAUGUGUUGUUGCACCCCAAAUGCGCAAACACUGAUUUCAUUAUGGAUUGUUGGAGAGCAUGUGGUUUGUUUGUGAGACAGGAGACAGUGCACAAGAUACGGAGUAGGUCAAAAGGACAAAUGCUGAGCACCUGCAUGUGCCUUCAGAAGGCUGAAAGUUAAGCCAUUAAACACACGCAUACACACAGUGAAAAGUCAGAUCUCCUUCGUCCUGCAGCAGAUGUCUGCAGAAGUGAAGCGUGACUCUGACUUGACGUACACACACACACACACACACACACACACCCAUACGUUAGCCUCAGGCUGUGGGGUUAAGCAGUGAUUGUCUUUGAUCCCUCCGAGCCUAGAAUUGCACUUUGCCAGCCAUCUGGGCACUUCACCUCAGAUUUCCCACUUCUCAAACGCAUCCACAUUAGUGUAACUCUCACUGUAAGAGCAGCUAACCGUUAAGAGGAUUGGGUGGCUGUUGUGAUAGCUGCUAACUAGCUAGUGAGCCCUUUGCCUCUGUUAAGAGUAAAGGCCUGUAUACAUCCUUCACAAGUGCUUCGUUAUUCAGUUGAUUACUAUUAAAAAAGGAUCUUGUUUGUGAUUUUCUGUCCACAAUUCAGGCAAAACUGUAGUUAGCUUGUGGUAGCCUGUGAAGAAUACAGCAAGUUGACAGUUUUUAGUUUGACAUUUUGGGAAAUGUGCUUUUUGAGUUUUUUUUUGUUGAGAGUUAAGUGGGAAGAUUGAUACCAUGUAUUUCUGUUUAUAUAUUUUUGUUCUGUAAAUAUUAAACUACAGCCAGGUAGCUUAGCUUAGCAUGAAGACUAAAAACAGGGGGAAACGAGUAGCCUGGCUCUGUCUGCAGGUUAAAAAAAAAUCUGAUUAACACAUUAUCUCUUGUUUGUUUAUUCUCUGCAAAGUUACAGCACAUAAAACUACAAUGUGUCAUUUUUACACUUUAGUUGCGCUCAUUUAACAUAUGAAAUUUAAUGUGUUAGUGAUUUUUACAUGUGCUGUUAGGUUGAAUUUUUUUUUAGCAUUGCUUUCUCCCUGUUUCCAGUAUUUGUGCUAAGCUAAGCUAAGCUAACCCAUCACUGGCUGUGUAGCUUCAUAUUUAAUGAACAGCUAUGAGAGUGGUAUUAUUUUCUUAAUCUUGUCACCUAACUCUUAGAAAAAAAAAAGUGACAUUGUUUCCCUAAAUGCUCUGAUAUUUCUUUUCUGUCCUCUGACAUUAAGGUUAAGUGUUUUGAUGUUAUGCAUGAUUCACAACACAGUUAAUAUUUGUGUUCUCAGUGCCAAGAGCUGCCAAGUUACCAGUGAAAAUGCUGUAAGUCUGUGUGGGCUGCAGAGCGGUGGGGGCUCCCUGCAGAAUGGAGUUUGUAUUGUCUGUGAACAGUGAAAAAUUGGGGGUGUUUAGUGGAACAUCUCUGUGGUAUCUCUGCUGGUACCAGUGCCUCUAAAACCAUCAGCUGGUCAGCAGAAAAGAGUCACAGCACCUCGACUGCGGGCGUUCAGUUCACUGUGUUUUUAGUCUAUCUUCCAGCUCUGGGGUCUCUGGGUAAAACAUACUUUAGGUCCAGGGCUGUAAAGUAAGUUUGAUUGAUGGCCCUCUUCAGGAUUUUCUGAAACUGCCACCAUAAAGUCAACAUCUUUCAAUCCAGCUGAUUUGGAAAGUAGAUUUUCUUUAAACAUCUAGAGUUAAGUAUUUGCCUUAAGAAUAUAUUUUUCUGUUUCCUCGGUAAACACAUCAGUAUAAAUGACUAAAUUAUCAUAUUUCAGCAGUUACAUUUUAGAUCUUGAGCCCAGGGCAUUCACUUUCUUUUCUUUUUUCAACAUGCAAGCAAGCACUCACAUGUAAACACAUCUUAAAACUAAAGGAUUGAGAGAAUAAAGCAUCUUAUGUGCCAGUUAGAAAAACUUAUUCACUUCACUUUUUCACCAUCACACCAAGCUCAUCCUAUUGUCACUGUACCGUAACUCUCAGCCACUUGUAAGUAACCUCCUCAUGUCCAUAUGUGAAAGAAGUCUUUAUUGUUGUAAAUAUUGGUAUAUAUUGCCUUUUUUUCUGUAAAUAGUGCACCCACGGUCCUCAAUUGUUGAUAUGAAUUUAAUGGCAUAUUUUUAUAUAUUUGUGUAAGGUUUGUUUUUGUUCGUAUUUUUGCCCCACCUUCCUCUCUGGCAUGUGCUGUCAGUGCUGUUUUAAAUUAUAACUCUCAUAGAUCUCUCCAGAAGAAGACAAGAUGGCUUCUGUUGUUAACAGGGCGACCGACAGAUAAAGUUUUGAUACUUUCACUGGUAGCCAUGCUAGCUCCAAAACAUGCGUACGUCUGGUUCCCGGAUGUCCACAGGAAGGAAAACAACGUGGCAGGGUUUGCCACCUGGUCGUAACUCUGUUAAUCUCUGGCUAACAGCUUUCAGUUUUUCAUGGUUACAGUCUGUCAGAGUUACUUCAUGUCUGUAGCUGUUAUUGUUUUUGUCACCGUGGGUUCCUCUUUGUAAUUAAACUCAGUUCACUGGUG